This is a messenger RNA of Mytilus californianus (California mussel), 2355 nucleotides long. RefSeq lists its product as uncharacterized. Bases 79 to 1308 code for a protein of 409 amino acids. The record is from RefSeq and is a predicted model, not a curated record. The transcript has 6 exons. NCBI's taxonomy places the organism in Eukaryota, Metazoa, Mollusca, Bivalvia, Mytilida, Mytilidae.
UAUUUCCUUGUCGAAUAUUAAUUGAUUAUUUAUCAUUAGAAUGAUUUAUAGAAAAUGGAUUAUCAAUAGACAAUGUAAAUGUCGGAGCCAAAUUCUACACAUCUUACAAAUCCAAUGCUGACCACCACUUAUUCUACUGAUACAGCGUCUGGUACCGGAAAAGAUGACUUUUGGGAACCUUCAAUAACCACAGCACUUUACGCAUCAGUCGCACUCAUCCUGGGUAUCAUUGUGACCGUUGUUUUAUUUAAAUGUUACUAUAGAAAACGACGAUCGCUUCAUUACAGGAAACCCAGAGAACGAGAAGAGAGCUUCCAUCAUGACAACGCCGUGUACUGGGACCAUGAUGCAGCAUUCCAAUUGGACGGAAUGGUGGAACUCAGGGAACAGAGAAGAACAGAAGCUGUAUUCAUUACCGACAGCAGACAUCGAGGUAUACAGACAGACAUAGGUGGAGAUUGCAUACAUAAUUUCGAAAGGAACUAUCAGCAGGACGAACUAGAUAAUAUGUCUCUACCACCAUUGCCCCCACCACCACCACCGCCAAUCGAGGAUCCAUUACCACAUGCAAUGGCACCAAACCCACCUAGUCGCAGAUCCAAAGACGACUGUAUUAGAACUGUACCAAGCUACCGGAAAUCAAACAUACCUAGUACCUUACAGAAAACAUGGAUUUUCAACAGUGAAGAUAAAUUAGCCACAAGCGAUCAUUUUAAAGAACUUCUAGAUGAAGCCUUCAAAGAUCAGAACUCUCCACUUCAUCAGAGGGAGAGCCAUUAUAUGUCUGUUCCAAGUGUUGUUUUAAUUCCAAAUCCAGAAGAAGGCCCACCAUGUUGUCACGACAUCCGUCAUUCUUACAUUAACAUUAAAAAACUGGACGGAAACACCAUGUCCGAAAAUAGUCUAAAUAAUUCUCAACAGAUUCUCGUGGACUAUGAAAACACAAGGGUUUGGGUAAAAUCAAAGGAAAGUGAUCUUAGUGACGACGAAUCACAUGUUGACUUCCGUGACGCAAACUUCCAAGACUGUGUGCGAAAUACUUUACAUAGAAAAGAAAUUAAAUCGCGUAACAUACCGGAAGUAGACGAUCAAUAUUCCUCUUUCGCUACUCUAUCGGCACCAAAAAAGCCAGAGAGACCACGAACUGGUUACGUCGUUAUGGAGUUGACAGAGGAAGUGAUGUCAUUCCUGAAAGUAAAGGAGAAUAAACUUGGGAAACAUUUAACUUUGUCUCACGAAAACCUUCCGUCUGAAAUCUAUUAUGACGAUCGCCUGAAAAAUGGAUAUAUAUCGAUGACUGAGAAUUAAAAAUCAACUGCAAGUUACACUAAGGAUACUACAUAUGAAACUUUGUGUAAACAUUGAUAAGAUAUAUACAUUUUGAUAUCGGUAACAUAUGUACGGCUUCCUUUUUCAUUGAGAAAACGUGAGUAAGGGCUGGAGCUUAAAAUUUGCCCUUUCUCUCAAACAUUUUGUAUUUCUAUGGUAUCUUCUUAAUCUAUGCCGAAACACACAAAUCCGAUCUUAUUCCAAUUUUGCACAAUUUUUGACAUGCUUUCGGUCAUAUCUUAUCCCCUUGUUAUCUUCUUCUUUCAUAAAAUUGAGAGGAUAUUUCGUAUUAUUUCUUAACUUUAUUCACAUACAAUUGUUUUGGUUUUUUUUAAACUUUGAUGUUGUGUAAACAAUCGGAUGACUAAAGUCUUAGUUAUAUAAGGAAAAAGAUUUUGAUGUCAGUAACGAACAUGUCUUAUUGUGUAACAUUAAAGGUACCAAACAAGACAAAUCCACUUACUAAACAAUAGAUUUGCCUUUCCUUCUGUUGUGUAUUGUCCCAUUUUAAACUUUAUAGUUGUAUACAUUAGUGAUUUUUCGGUAGUUUAGACGUUUCCACUAUCAACGGAAACUUCAUAAAAGUGUUUUAAAUCCUGACUGUUGGACUACCCUCUGGCACUAACAAUCUACCAGCACAGGCAUCGACCCAGUGCUGAAAAGAGUCGUAGCGUCCGAAACACUUGUCUAUAUAUACCUUCAUUAGGAAUGCUCAAAGCAAAAACAUUUGAAAGCCAAGUAUGUAUUAGUCAUGUUAGUGGCGAAACAAGGACUACUGGACCAAUGCUACCAUUUUGGACUAGUGUGUAUGUUUUAUUUUUUUAUAAUUAGAUGAGUAGUUAAAAUUAAACGUACCCUUAUCCUUUUGCAAAAAGAACCGUCACUAACUAAGAUGAUCCCUUAUUUUAUAAUUUUUCAUUGUUUUGUCAUUUAUAUAAUGUAAUAUAACUGUGUAUAGAUGUAUAGAAUUAAGUGUUUGUAAAGAGAAACCUUAAUAAAAAAUAAAACAUUCACAAAAGGUAUAAA